GAAAGCCCGGGCCAGAGCGAGAAAAGCAUGGAGGCAAACAUGACCCCCAAAAGAACGUUUUCAGUGUCUUAAACAGAUGAGUAAUGUGGAGGAGCUUGCUGCUGAAGGGCACCACCUGUGUCCUGCAGGUGAGAGCCCCUAGGGUGUUCCACAGAAGACUUUUUACCUCCUUCAGUGUCAGACUUUUAGGCCAGAGGCUUAUUCAUAGACCCACUUCCGUCCAAUUAAUCCAACGGUUGCAAGGCACAGACUGCUUCUUGGCACAUUGUAGGACCUAUAAAAAGGAUGCCAAGUCUACUGGAGAGUUCCCUGUCAGCCCAGUCACUGUCACAGAUAUCAAGCAGUACCUUCGCUCCAAAGACGUUCCCUUCCAUGAUGGCUACAGCUGCCUUCACAUUCCGAGUAUCUUUAUUGAAUCAGCAGCUGGGAAAGAGAGUUUCUCAUUGUUUAUCGACAAAACUACAGGCCAGUUUCUCUGUAAGGACACACUGGUGGAGGGGAGCUGGGAAGACCUCCAGGACUGUCUCGAGGUGAUGCAGAAGGAGGAGCAGCACUUCCUUAGCCCCCAUGUGCUGUUGGGUUAUUCAGAGAGUGAGGAGGAGCAGGAGGAAAAGAACCGUGAACUGAAGGAAGUGCAGAGGAUCUGGUCCACCUCUGUGCCCCUCACCGAUCUUCCAGAGGAUGAGGCUCAGCUUAUUAAAACCAUGUUCCAGGUUACAAAGAUCACUAAUUCUACCUUUAAAAAGUUUGGUGUGAGGCUCUUCAGGCCUACAAAGAGUCUGGUUUUUCCCUGGUUUGGAGGACCGGACUCUGCUUUAAAGGGAGUUAAACUCUUGUCUGCCCAAAUCACAGACACUGACAAAGUUACUUAUAAUGAAGCUACAAUCCCCAAGUACAGCUGCUACUACAACUUGUUUGGCCUCCCCCUGGUGGGCCGUAUGGACUCAGAGGUGGUUCUGACUGGAGGUGAUUUGGACACUCUAGCUGUAAGCCAAGCCACUGGGCUCCCCAGCGUUGCUCUUCCACGUGGGGUCAGCUGCCUUCCACCGAUCUUGCUGCCCUACCUCGAACAAUUUAAGCGGGUCACGUUGUGGUUGGGGGGUGACAUUCGCUCUUGGGAAGCCUCAAAGAUUUUUUCUCGCAAGCUGGGUCUGAGGCGCUGCUUGCUUGUGCGGCCUGGUGAGUUCCGGCCAUGUCCAGUGGAGGCCCUGGCCCAAGGGAAGAACUUGAGUCAAAUCAUCAACACAUCCAUCCCAGCAGCACAUAAGUCCAUAGUGUCUUUCAAGCAGCUCAGAGAGGAUGUGUACGGGGAGUUAGUAAACACAGAGCAGGUGGCUGGAGUCAAGUGGACAAGGUUUCCUGAACUCAACAGGAUCCUGAAGGGGCACCGCAAAGGGGAGCUGACAGUCUUCACAGGUCCUACUGGAAGUGGAAAGACCACUUUCAUCAGUGAGGUGGCUCUGGACCUUUGCAUGCAAGGGGUCAACACAUUAUGGGGCAGCUUUGAAAUCAACAACGUGCGCCUGGCUAAGAUCAUGCUGACGCAAUUUUCCAUGCAAAGACUGGAGGAGAACCUGGAACAGUACGACUUCUGGGCUGACAAGUUUGAAGAGCUGCCACUUUACUUUAUGACUUUUCAUGGGCAGCAGAACAUCAAGACAGUUCUUGACACUAUGCAACAUGCCGUGUACCUCUAUGACAUCAACCAUAUCGUCAUUGACAACCUGCAGUUCAUGAUGGGGCAGGAAAACCUCUCUGUAGACAAGUUUGCAGUGCAGGACCAUAUUAUUUCAGCAUUUAGGAAAUUUGCCACCAAUAGCAGCUGUCACAUCACCCUGAUCAUUCACCCAAGGAAAGAGGAAGAUGAUCGAGAACUACAAACUGCAUCCAUCUUCGGUUCGGCUAAGGCCAGCCAAGAAGCAGACAACGUCCUCAUCCUGCAGGAGAAGAAGCUUGUCACAUGUCCCGGCCGAAGAUCCCUGCAGGUGACCAAGAACCGCUUCGAUGGAGACGUGGGCAUCUUCCCUCUGGAUUUCAUCAAGUCCUCGCUCACCUUCUCGACUCCCGUCAAAGUUAAGUACAAGCUGAGGAAGACCCCCAGCCAAGAAAAUGAGGAGGCCCAGGAGAGCAAGGCGGCACCAAAGAAGGAAGAGGUAAAAAAAGAAAAAGUACCUAAAACAACAAAGACUUCACGAUCUGUAAAGAAUCCUACAACGGGAAAUGAAACCAUCCAGAAAUAAAACUGAUUGUUUUUCUUUCGGUGUGGUGGGGGAUCAGUGAAAAUAAGACAUUGAUAUGUUUUAUGUGAAACAAUGUCAGACAGUUUUAUGUCUGUUCAACUAAGCUGAACAUUUGUUAUGGUAAUGCGUAUAACUGUACAUAAUAUAUAUUAAAACAUGAGUUAAGGUAUCUCAAAUUCGCAGUAAAACAGUAAAAAA
Molecule: messenger RNA, 2438 nt
Organism: Sphaeramia orbicularis (orbiculate cardinalfish)
Lineage: Eukaryota; Metazoa; Chordata; Actinopteri; Kurtiformes; Apogonidae
Gene: twnk
Product: twinkle mtDNA helicase
Exons: 7
Coding region: 84-2240 (718 amino acids)
Biological process (GO): mitochondrial DNA replication
Cellular component (GO): mitochondrion
Molecular function (GO): 5'-3' DNA helicase activity; single-stranded DNA binding; ATP binding
Source: RefSeq, a predicted model, not a curated record